AUGGCUUCUGUGCCUACGGCCUCGGCAUUCUCCUUGCCUCUUCCAUCAUGGCAGCAACCCCCUAGUGUGCGGGUAGCUCGCUAUGAGCCCAGAAAACGCAAAAAGUAUUCUGAUGAUUGGGAUGAUGAUGAUGAUGAUGAUGAUGGGGAGCAAGAUGACGGGGAGACAACGGAUGCUGCAUCAGAGAUGGUACCUACCGCUCCAUCUUUGACGUUGUCCCCUGACGAAGCCCAUCAGUAUCGCGUCGCUGGUCUCUCUUUCGAUCGAGAACUGCCUGGAGGAUCGUUCCCUCAUGCCCCUGCUAGGACUGGGCGGGCUAAGGGGGAGACUCACGGAGACAUCUUGAAAAGUCUUUCCUCCCUGUCACCUCCCAUUUAUCCGCCACAGUCUGCUGCCCAUCAGGGAAACCUUCGACUUCAGCAUUUAGCGGCGAUCACAACAGUAUUGCACCGCUGCCUUCUUCAUGGUGAUUACAUUCGAGCCGGAAGAGCCUGGGGGUUGAUUCUUCGUGAAGAAUACGCUGGUUCACCAAUUGAUGUGCGUGUUGACGGCCGAUGGGGCGUCGGUGCUGAGAUACUGCUUCGACGGGGCCGUCAAAUUUCAGAAAGUGCAGCAACUCGCUCGGAGGAAGAAAACGAUCUGGCUCGAACUAGAUAUCUUCCCAAGCCAUGCUUCACGCGAAAGGGAUUCGAGGACGCCAAGCACUACUACGAAAGACUUGUCGUUCAGCAUCCAUAUCGCAAAUCAGCACCCGAUGCCGUCAGUGCCUUGCACUUUUAUCCGGCUAUGUUCGGUCUGUGGGUGUAUGUUGCCCAAGAAGAGAGUGUAAUUGCUCGAGAAGAGAUUCAAAGUCGUCCGGAAGAUUUACCCGGAGAAUUCUCGGAAGAUGAGGAUACAGAGCCUGGCUAUGAUGGCAAAUCCGGCUCGAAGCAGGGCAGAAUUCACCUUCUUGCAAGUGUCCGAGCAAAGGAACUUGAGGAAGCUCAACAGAUUGCAGCCAGGAUGGAUGAGAUCCUAAUGUCUCCUCCAUACUCGGAUUCUCCAGAAUUAUUGGAGCUUCGGGGCAUGGUAUCACUUUGGAUUGGAGAUCUCCUAAUAUCAUGUUUACCCUACGAAGACGAAGAAGGAUACGAUUUUGACGACCACGAUUCUGGGAAAGCGGAAGAUCUGCAUGGCUCCAUUCAGGCCAGACGCGAACGGCGACUCGCUAUGGAGAAAAGACAGGCUGAAAUUCAGAAGUCGCGAGAGUUCUUCGAAAAGGCAAGACAACGGGGCAAAGGCGUGGCUCACACCUUGGAGCAUUUUCACAUUGAUGAUAGUGUUUCAUUGGGUUCGUCUGGUAUGGGAUUCUAG
Aspergillus clavatus NRRL 1 is the source of this 1353-nucleotide messenger RNA. RefSeq lists its product as uncharacterized. Gene Ontology annotation, cellular component: RNA polymerase I core factor complex. Gene Ontology annotation, molecular function: RNA polymerase I general transcription initiation factor activity; RNA polymerase I core promoter sequence-specific DNA binding; TBP-class protein binding. Lineage: Eukaryota; Fungi; Ascomycota; Eurotiomycetes; Eurotiales; Aspergillaceae. Bases 1 to 1353 code for a protein of 450 amino acids. The transcript has a single exon. Gene Ontology annotation, biological process: transcription initiation at RNA polymerase I promoter; nucleolar large rRNA transcription by RNA polymerase I. The record is from RefSeq and is a predicted model, not a curated record.